ACCUUUCAAGAGAACGAAGAGUGAUUGUUUGUGCACGGCGGUCUGCGACUUUACACUUGUGAAUUGAAAUCGUUUUGGACAACAUGAAAGAACGAUAUCAGCGAUGAAGCAACCUUAUCGCUAGGUGUGAGAGGGAAUGAAAUGUGAAUGGUUAGUGGCAAUAAAAUUUUAAUCAACACAGCCGUUAUAAGCAUUGACAUAUAUUUCAUGAACCAUUCCCUUCCAAAUGUUGUAUCUCUUCAGCAUUCAGUAACCGCGACCCGAUAUUGCUCUUCAUCGAAUAAACAUACAAUCACACGGCGUGAAAAAGCUGCGUCGGUGUUCGGGAAAUUUUAUUCGGUGCAAGUUGUUUCUUAUGGUGCGAAGCAUUUGGAAACAGUGUGUAACUAAUUAAAAAACAUGAAUCGCACCAAAAGCAAAAACCAACGGAAGGCAAACUCAAAACCGGCGAAGGGAAACUCCACCGAGCCGGUUGCCCAAGCUCCCGAUCAAAGUGGAACGAUGAGUGCGCCUAAAGGCAAAACCAGCCAGCGUAGUGGAAAACCAGGAAGCAAAUUUAAAAAUGUUACAGCAAAGGUGGACUCUGGUCGCGCGCCUACGGAGCUGAAACCACCAGAAUGUAAAAAAUCCGCAGAACCAGUAGUUGACCUACCGCAAAAAAUGGAACGUUCGAACAGUUUUAGCCUUACGCGUAAACUAUCUAAAAUCUACAACAAACUCAGUGCAAGUCGCGAAAGUUUGUCGUCCAGCACUGGAGAAGAAUCAGCAAAACCGUUUCAGUUUACUCGAAGCCUCAGUUUAUCCUCCAUUCAGUUGAAGAAGAAUUAUAGACGCAGUCAUAAUGAAUCAAAUCUGGUAAAACUACAUGAAGAUGCCAUUUUAGAGCAUGCAGAGCAGAGUGAAGAGCCGCCAGAUGUACCUGUCAGAGAGAAAAUCCCUGUGAAAGCUGAAGCCCCGAAACUAGAACGUUCAAACAGUAUCAUCGCUUCCUUCCGACGGAAGAUCAGUUUUAGAUCCGAAAGCAAAUCGAAAAUGCCAUCGAAAUGGAAUACCUCCCUGCAAAACCUACGCCAAGAAGAUUUUAUGGUCAGCUACCAUGAUCUAAGUUUCGUGGAUUACGAUCAGUUCAACCAGUACGAGGCUCAUCUAGAGCGAAGAUUGAGUGCGAGUCAGAGUGAUUUGUCCGCAAGGCAUACCGUUCCAAUGGGUGCUUCCCCAGUUUCUCCUGUUACGGAGGCGUCCAAUGUGCCGGUUAUCAAACGACGCCAAAAGACAGACCACGAUCUGCGACGUAAAACCCUUGUUCGUCAUAGUUUCGAUUUCGAAAACAACUUAGAUCUCGACAAAAAUCUGUACAGAAACAGCAUCGACGAUGAGAAAUUAAAAUUUCUAAGCAAAAUGAAUCGAAAAUCGUUCCGUUGGAGUGCGAAUAUCGAACGCGAUGUGGACGCUCUCAAUCUGGAUAGUUUGGAUCAGUUGAAUGUGUUGAAAAAGCCUUCGGAAGGCCUGCGGCAUGCCGCGUCCGCGGAGGGGGCAAUCGAUGUGUGUGAUAGUGGCAUGGUGGAUGGUGGUGGUGAGGAAAGUGAAAUGGUGGAAAAGCCGAAUGCUGCACCAGAUAGUGUCAGUUUGGGGUAUGUGAGUCGCAGUGAGAGUUUAAAGCGCUCGAAAUCCUGGAAUGACAGCAUUACGAGAAUCAACAGGCCAAUCGAACAGCUGAAAUCUAGGAGUCUGUCACAUUUGGAUAAACUAGAACCUCCAAUAACCACAGCUGGAAAUAUUUCAGCGGACUAUCAACAGUUUGAUAAAUUUAAGAGCGACAACUCGGAUACGUCCAAUACAUCAAUAGCAUCCGCAUCGGGAUCGAUUGGUUACGGCGCUCGAGUGCCGGGUAGCGGCAUUUGCUACCAGAACAGCACCGAGGGUCCAAGUCCAGGUGAUACGGCACUAUCUCCACAGGGCAAGGAGGCGGCCCUGCUGGCGGCGACGACCUCCGGCAGUGCACUUAUCGGGUUGAGUGACAGUGACGGGGGCUGCAUAAAUCCUGCCUACGACAACGGUGACGGAAAUUGCCCCAUCGGGACUAAUGACGUUACCGGGGAGGGUGGCACAGGUGGAGGAGGACCCUGUGCCGCGAUAUGCGGCGAGAGUACGACAAGUACCAGCACCGAGAACUCCAAUCAAACCUGCUGUCUGUCUUCCCCGUCCUGUUCCAAAAACAAAUCUCUAUCUACGACCGUGUCGCUCAAAAAAAAGUCCUCGUCUUUUCUGCAUCGUGAACGCAAAAAACCGGUGCUGACACGAAGUCAAGUUUCCAGCUCGGAGUAUUUCUCGGUAUACUUCGAGUCCGGUGAUAACAAUGGUUUCCGUGAUGAAAUAUUGAUACCGGUAGCGAAGGGGAUUUCUCUGGCCGAUUCCCUGCGUACUUCCCUCUCACAACGAAGUCUCAGCUUCUCCCAAAUCUGUGUGACGGACAAUGGCUUCGGCACUUCACAGGAACUCGGCGUGCCAUACAUGGGACCACUCGAUGCCUAUACCGACAUUUCGAGCUUAGCUGGUCGGUCGUUGAUCGUUUCCGACAAGGAUAGCAUAGGACGCCGGCCGGGCAGUCAUAACACACUGCAGAAGGCAGCUUCCGUAGGCUAUCGGUCAACGUCAAACCGUCUCUUCACGUCCACCUCCACCGAUGAAACGUACGACCAAAGCCCGAAAGCAUCCUCCGCUUCAUCCAACAAACAAUCGAAGCAAAAAUGGACAAUAUCGUUCGGAUCAAAGGGACCACAAAAAUCAAAACUAUGCGAAUUGCUGGACAGCUACAAUAAGGGCAUUCCGAAACUGACGUCUUCCGCCAGCAAUUUCGAUAAACCAGAGUAUUUAGAAGCUUUAGAAGGCCUUAAAAAUUUACCUCAAUCUUGGACGGAUAUUGUCAACUACAAUGGAAUGAGCGAAACGGAGACGAAAAUUCAAUCUGCCAUUUGGGAAUUGGUAACGACGGAAGUUUACUACAUCCUGGCCCUGCAGACUGUUACAGAUCUAUUUUUAGCCUGCCUGGAGGAUAUUCAAUCGCACAACAUCCUUACCGAUGUUGAUCAGAACAAGCUGUUUUCCAACAUACGCGAUAUAUGCGAGUCGAACCUGAAAUUCUGGACCUCGUACCUGUACCCGAUGGUUAAAGACAGCGUGGAAACCAAAGAACCGAUGAGCGUUUACAAAUUUAGGGACGGUUUUAUGGAGUUCCCCGUCAUCUUCACCCCCUACACCAAGUACUGUGCGGAGCAGAGCACUUGCCAGUACUACUGCAAGGAGCUGUACCAAAACAACUCGCUCUUCAUGUCUUACUGCGCGUGGUGUGAGUCGCAGAAAAUGUGCAACCGGCUUCGGCUGGCUGACAUUCUAGUCAGGCCCAUGCAAAGGUUAACGAAGUACGGUUUGCUACUGGCAGCCAUCAGGAAGCACAUAGCCGACGAGAAUGAAGGUGAAGCGAUUGACGAGAUGAUCCACUCGGUGGAAGUGUUUGUGGCCGGCGUCAAUGCGCAUCUAACUACCCGACAGGAGAACGAACGGCUGAAGGGUAUCAACGCCCGCAUCGAGUCGUACGAUGUGGUGGACUCCAACAACGAAAACUUGGACAAAAUGGUCAGACAGUACAGCACGAUGUUCGAUCUGUGUUUGCCCAUGCAAGGAACCAUCGAGGGACGGAAGCUUUUUCUGGAAGGCGAUCUCAAAUUUAAGGACAGUUUGAGCAAAAUCGAUGUUCAUUGCUUCCUACUCACGGACUUUUUGCUGAUAUGCAAAAAGAAUAAACAUGAAAACCUGAAGGUCGUCCGACAACCGUACAUGACUGAUCGGCUGGUGGUUCAAAUCAAAGAACAAACCCUGUGCUGUUGCUAUCUGAACGAUCUCUCAAUGGUGGUGGCCGCAUUCACACUGCAGGGUGCCAAGGCACAGAAUUGGUACGACUCGAUCACGAAAGCUAAACAUAUCUUCACUAGACUGAAACAAGGAAUGGUUGCUGAUGUGCGCCAGUUUGGAAACAUAAUCAACAUAACCAAUGCCAACAGCAAUACGAACAUUAACAAUGACAGUCUCAGCAUACGAAAGUCCCCUCUAAACAGCUCGAUCGGGAGUAGGAUCAGCAGUUUGAACAACAGUCACAGUGGAUCUGUUGAUCUCAACGAAUCCAAACCGGUAUCCAUCGACUUCGAAAAGGCCAAUUCACUUUCCAGCGAUGAAGGUGGAACUGCUGGUUUAUCAAUACAGGGCAAAAUUGGCUCAAUAGGACCAAGGAAAGUUAAAUCCACCGUAACAACGGUGCAGUCAUCUUCGAAUUCGCUCACAGUCCAGCCAUUCAGUGGAUUGGGUCAGAGUAUGCCCAAUUUGAAUUUGAAUUCCACACAAAAUAGCAACACUCUAUCAGUCCCAGGAACAUCUACCAGUUAUUCCCAUUCAGGAAUGGUGCUAUUAUCUCCCAGUCAACGAGGAAUAUCUUACCCACCGCCAUCGCCGACAAGAGCCACUCUUCGGCGGGGAUUUGCGUUCUCCUCGUCAAUCAAGAACCCACCGUUGAUAAAAACUCGCAACGUGGCGUCGCAACAGAGCUUCAUCCUCUCCCAGCAACCAAGCUUCAAUUCGGCCACCCUGGGUCAACAUCAGCAGUGUCUGCAGACGUCCCCCUCGCCUGGCAGUUCACCGAAUGUAGCCUUCGUCAAGCGGAAAAAUAGCUUUCACAGUCCAAGCCAAGGUGGUCAAACAGAUCCGACCACACCCAGUGGCGAUGCCACCUAGUAUAAGCUACUGCCCUCCAGCCGUAGAUAGGACACGUUCUACCUGGUAUCCUACCGUAGGAAAUAGCAUUUACUUCCCUCUCUUCAGUCCAGCUGAAGGGGGCUAUUUGGAAAUUUAGGAUCAAGCGUAUCGCGGUUUUUGUUGAAACGAUACGCGUAUUUGUUGUACAUAAGAAUUUUAACUACCAAAACAGAUUUGGUGCAAAUUAUCAAACAUAUUUUAACCGUACUGAUAAAUUAUAAUGAAAACUGUUUUAUCUCCAACGUGCAUAUUUUAAAUUAUCAAACCAAGAUGUUUUGAACACGGAAAACCAAAACGAUGCUGUGACAAAAUCUAGAAUGCAAGAAGGAAGAAAACGGCGAAACAGAUAAUUUGAUCGAAAAGAUGUAACUUUUAAAGCGAAUGAAGCUGUUUGUUUUCGGAUCCUUCGGUGUAUGUAACAGAAGUAGCGAACCUAGUUUAUCUAGUUUAUCUCACCACUUACACUUUGUGCGACUUAGAAGACAAUUC
Messenger RNA from Armigeres subalbatus, 5292 nucleotides. Its product is annotated as serine-rich adhesin for platelets. Gene Ontology annotation, cellular component: plasma membrane; endocytic vesicle; axon. Gene Ontology annotation, biological process: Rho protein signal transduction; endothelial cell migration. Lineage: Eukaryota; Metazoa; Arthropoda; Insecta; Diptera; Culicidae. Gene Ontology annotation, molecular function: guanyl-nucleotide exchange factor activity. The coding region runs from base 400 to 4782 and encodes 1460 amino acids. The transcript has 17 exons. The record is from RefSeq and is a predicted model, not a curated record.